Molecule: messenger RNA, 4467 nt
Organism: Plasmodium falciparum 3D7
Lineage: Eukaryota; Apicomplexa; Aconoidasida; Haemosporida; Plasmodiidae
Source: RefSeq, a predicted model, not a curated record
AUGAUAGAUGUACCUUAUGAAUUUAUGAAUAUAAAAAAUUAUGAGUUUCUUUACAACAAUUUAAAAAUUAGGAAUGAUAUGAUUAGAAAUAAUGAUUAUAAUAUAAAUAAUUAUAUUUAUGAUGUGUAUAUCUCAAAAUUAAUUUUUGUCAUGGUUAAUAUUUAUAAUGAACAUAGUAUGAAUAAUAAUAAUAAUAAUAGUAAUGAAUAUAUUAUUAAUAACACACAAAAUAUGUAUAUGAUAAAAAAUAUAUAUUCAUCAAAUAGUUAUGAAGAUGGUAUAUUAAAUAAUAAAGAAUAUAAUCAUGCAAGUUUAAUAAAAAGUAAAAGAGAUAAUAAACUUCUGUGUUAUAACAAAUGUAUUAGGAGACACAAGAAAAUAAAGCCAUAUGAAAGAUCGAAUAAGGAGAAUUGUUAUAUGAAUGUGUUAAAUUUAGUGAAUAAUAUAAGAAAUUUGAGGAUCUCCAAAAUUAAGAGAAAAAAGAAGAGAAUAAAUAUAAUAAUGAGAAGAAAAAAAAAACGAAAGAGAAAAAAAAAAAGGAGUAUGAUAAUAUUAAAUAAUGAUAAAAAUUAUAGUAUUAAUAGAAAUAAUUGUUCUAAUAAUAAUUAUAUGGAUAAUAAAAUUUAUAAUAUAUUAUUAAAAAAUAAUAAGAUUAUAUAUAUGAAAUAUGAUGAUACCAUAAAUGGUGAAGAAUCAAAAAAUAAAACUAAACUAUUUGAUAUGUUGAAAUAUUUAUCAUCUAUAAAAUACAAGAGUAAUAAUAAUAUUUUGUGUCCAUUAAUAAAAAUUAAUACAGACAAAAAUGAAUAUAAUAAAAAGAAUAUUAUUAAUUAUUUGAAUUUUGAUAGAACAAUUUAUUUUAUAUUUAAUCAAAUAAAAAAAUUAAUUAAAAAAUUAAAAAAUAUAUUUAUUAGUAGAAAUAUAAUAUAUUACCGUUAUUUUAAAAAUAUAACAUAUACUAAUAUAUGUAAAUACAAAUAUUAUAUCAGUAAUUAUGUUAUAUCCUUCUACUAUAAUUAUUUACAUAAUGAUUAUUUUCACAGUCAAAAUUGUUUUUUAAAAUGUUUUAAUAAUAAAUAUAGUUAUAGGAAAUUUCUUAAAAUUUUUAUCCAACUUUUUUUGGAUAAAAUAUUAUGUAUACGUAAAUAUAUAAUUAAAAGAAAAAAAAAUAAAAAUGACAGUAAUUCUAAAAAAAAAUUAAAAAAUAAAAUAAAUAGCAUAAAUAUAAAAACAAAAAAAUGUAAAAGAAAAACACUUAUUGAUAUUCUUAAUACGUUAUCUCUAAGUGUGAAUAAUAAGAAUUAUGUAGUACAUAAUAAAUAUAACCCUAAUAAAAAUUAUAAUCAUUUUAUUAAAUCAUAUGUUAGAAAAAUUUCGCAUUCGUAUUUUUCAAUAUUAUCUAAAAGGUUAUUAAAUUAUUACAUAAAUGAUAUGAACAGAUAUUAUAAACAAUAUGAACAAGUGGAAGCAAUAAAUAUGAAAAAUAAUUAUUAUAAUACUUAUAUGCCUACUUUUGAUAGUACAAAUAAUAGCUGCUCAAAAUAUAAAUCAGACAAAACAUCAAUUAUAUUUAAUAGAAAAAAUAAAAUACAGCAAAAUAAUGAACAAAAUUAUUGUAAAAUAAAAUUACCUAAUAAGCGUAAAGAACUGAACAGUGGUGAUAAUCAUGAAAUUGUUAUGUGUAAUAAAAUAAACUAUAAAAAGUUUUACAAGAAUCCAUUCACAUAUAAUAAUAAUAAUAAUAAUAAUAUUAUAAAUGAUACCUAUAGAUACUUAUUUAAUGAACGUAUUUUGAAUAAAGAGUGUAUAUAUCUAAAUGAUCAAAACGAAAAAAGAAGUGACAACUAUUCAGAUUAUUCUAGUGAUAAACAAGGUGAUAUUAAUGUUAAAAAUAAUAAUGCAGACAAUAAUAAUAAUAAUAAUAGUAAUAAUAAUAAUAAUAAUAAUAGUAAUAAUAAUGAUAAUCAUAAUAAUGAUAAUAAUAAUAAUGAUAAUAAUAGUAAUGGUAAUAAUAACAACAAUAAUAAUAAUAACAACAAUAACAACAACAAUAACAACAACAACAACAACAACAAUAAUAAUAAUAAUAGUAAUAAUGACAAUGGGGAUAAUAACAGAAAUAACGAUAAUGAUGAUAAUGAUGAAGGUAAAAAGAAAGGUGAUGAUCAUGUUGUUAAAACAGAUGAAGAGGAUAAAGAUGAUGAUGAUAAUGAUAAUGAUGAUGAAGAUGUUAGAAUAGAACCAAAAGAUAGAAAUGAAAAUGACAGUGAAAAUAUAAAUCAUAAUGAUGAGGAUAAUAUAAUUCAUAUUAAUGAUGAAAAUAAUGCUGAUGUACUAUAUGAACAAAAUAGUGAUGGCAUAUUAAAUGUUUCAAUUAAUAAAGACAAGCAACUGAACAAAAAUAUGAAUGAUGAGAAUGGUAUAAAUAAUAUGAACAAUAUGAAUAAUAUGAACAAUAUGAACAAUAUGAACAAUAUGAACAAUAUGAACAAUAUGAAUAAUAUGAAUAAUAUGAACAAUAUGAACAAUAUGAAUAAUAUGAACAAUAUGAACAAUAUGAAUAAUAUGAACAAUAUGAAUAAUAUUAAUGAACACGAAAAUUAUUAUCGUCUUAUAAAAGAAAUUGAAUUUCUAGAAAGAAAAGAAAAUAUGAAAGAAUGCAUUAAUCCAAACAUAAAUGAUUAUGUUGAUAGAAACAAGAAUCAUAAUAAAGAAGAGGAUAUGAUUGAUGAAGAAGAGUAUAAAAUAAAAUUAUGUAAUGAUGAAAAUGUAAAAAUAAAAUCAGAAAAAAUGGAAAUAAAAAUUAAAGAAGAACAUAUUAAUAUUUCAAAUAUAAAUCAAAAUCUUACACAUAAUAAUACUUCACCUAUAAUAAAUCAUCCUUUGAAAUUACCUUUAUUACCCGAAAUGAGCCAUCCAAAUGUAUUCUCAUCACAUUCUCCUAGAUCCAAUAAUAUAUCUAGUAAUAGUAGUAGUAGUAGUACUAGUAGCAGUAAUAGUGGUGGUAGUAAUAAUAGUAGUAGUAGUAGUAGUUGUGGAGGUUCACCAAAAAAUAUACCUAAUCAAUUGAAUGAUCCAGAUUUUGAAGAAGCAUGUGAUAUUAGACUUAUGAAUUCUUCAGAAAAUUUGAAGUUUUCUCAGUCUCCACCAACCAGUUCUUUACAUGCAUCGUCUUUACAUUUGACAGAUGUAAAUGAAUUAGUUUUAUCACCUAAUCAACAGUUAUAUAACAAUAGCCCAAUAAAGUCACCAACUAAUACACCAAUUCGUAGUCCUUCGUCACCCAUAUUUGAGACUAAUUAUAAUGAGGAAAAUAUCGAAAAGGUAAAUUCAAAUUAUUUAAUUUCUUCACCAUAUAGAAAUGAUAUUUUUUCAGAGUUUGAUAUGCUUGGAUCCUUAUUUGAAUCGCUAGAUGAAUUAGAAAACAAAAGUGAUUACACUGAAAGUAGUAGUAAUGAUAAUUGUAAAUAUGGCAAUGAUUUUUCAUUAGAUAAAUAUAAUAGUGACAUAAAAAAAGGAACUAUUGAAAAAGAUGAAAUUAUUUAUAAUUUCAAAAAAGAUAAUUUUAAAAAAGUAUUUCAUGCUUGGUGCAAUAAAGGAAAACAUGAAAUUAAUUAUGAUAAUAAAAAAUUUAACUCAGUUAUGGAAUGGAUAAAUUAUAUCGAGGAAUUAAUGUCUCAUGAAUUAGGUAUAACAAAGGAUGAUAAAAAAAAUGAUGAUAUAAGAGGUGAUAUGGAAUUAAGUGUAGAUAUAUUUAGCAACCAAGAUAAUUAUAGCGUUGAUGAACAAAAUCAUGUAAAUCAGAAUAUAGAAAGUGAUGAAAAUAUUUUAAUUAAUAAAAAUAUAUCAACAAAUAUAAAUCAUCAAAAUGAAGAUGAUUUUAUAAGUAAUUCUAAUGACCCUUUUAAUUUUAUCAAUGAACAUAAUAAUAAUAAUAUGGUAGAAAAUAAUACUGUCUUGAAUGAUAAAAAUAUUAUUCUCCAUAAUAAUGACAUUGUAGAAGAUACAACCACAUCAAAUAGUAUGUCACCUCUUAAAUCUGGAUUUAGUGAUAUUACAUCUUGUGUUAAUAAUUCAAAUGAUACUGUCAAUUUAUUUUCCGAAUAUAAUAAUGCUGAGGAUCAUGUUACCUAUAGUAAUCACCACAAAGAAAAACAACAAGAUGAAGAUACUUAUUUUAAUGAUCAACAUAUUAUAAAUAACAAAAUCCCUUGGAACCAUUCAGAGCACAAUUUUGUAUGGAAUAAUAAUGAUAUUGAUGAAAAUGAUGAAAAAAAUGAUCAUCUUAAAAAAAAAAAUGAAAUAUUACAACAAAACAGUGACUUCAAUAAUAUAUCAGAUAUAAAUACGAACGAUUUUGAUAUCAAUAGUGUUGAAGAUAAGGGUGUUAUAAAUAUACAAGAAAAUUCCAAGGAUAAUAUAACAUCAUCCAAUUAUAUAGAAGUUACAGAUCCUUGGAAAAAAUAA